This is a messenger RNA of Annulohypoxylon truncatum, 3044 nucleotides long. RefSeq names its product methionyl-tRNA synthetase. Gene Ontology annotation, cellular component: cytosol; aminoacyl-tRNA synthetase multienzyme complex. The record is from RefSeq and is a predicted model, not a curated record. Gene Ontology annotation, molecular function: methionine-tRNA ligase activity; ATP binding. Bases 530 to 2563 code for a protein of 677 amino acids. The transcript is spliced from 6 exons. Lineage: Eukaryota; Fungi; Ascomycota; Sordariomycetes; Xylariales; Hypoxylaceae. Gene Ontology annotation, biological process: methionyl-tRNA aminoacylation.
GUAGAAAGGACACUAACAGUGGCACCCAACUUGACGAAUUCGGCAGACUUAACCGCUUAGGUUCAAACCUUACCACGCUGGAACACGCAACCUUAAACCCCGGAGCUCUCAUUAAACGUUCGACUUUCGAAACGCAGCUAUUCCGAUCUAAAUUUAAACUUUCAAAAUGUUCAACGCUGUACACUCAAAUUUAAGCGAUAAAACGAUAUUAUUAGUCAUAAAUGUUUUCGGAGAUAAAUAUGUCAAAUACCUAAUUAAAACAGCAUGUUUUCGAUCAAGUAACUUGGAACUUACUCGGGUACCUAAGCAGAUAAUUACACCGCCUUCCUUUUCUGUCAAGGCUUGGCCGAUCAACAUUCUGCCCCUUCUUGUGUCAUUUUUGUGACUCAGUGCCCCUCCCCCUCUAUUUUCGUCGAUACGCCUAGUCCUGUCAAAACUUCCUAUCUUCUCAAACUUUCCCUUAGCACGCCCGCGAUCCACCUUCCGAUAAAAAAACAAUUACGAGCACGAUUAUAACACGAUCGCGACCAUGAGCGAGCCGAAUACGAAGCCGUCGCUGCUCCCCCAGCCGGGAAAGCAGAAUAUCUUAAUUACGAGCGCCUUGCCGUAUGCGAACAACGUCCCACAUCUUGGCAACAUCAUCGGCAGUGUUUUGUCUGCAGAUGUGUUUGCUCGUUUCUCUAGAGCACGCGGCUUCCCAACAUUGUACAUUUGCGGCACAGACGAAUAUGGCACGGCUACGGAGACCCAAGCCCUUGCUGAAGGUGUAGAUCCUGCCACCCUCUGCACCAAGUACAACGCCAUUCAUCGCGAUAUCUACGCUUGGUUUAAGAUCGAUUUCGACAUCUUUGGCCGCACCCCAACUCCCCAGCACACAGAAAUUGUCCAGCAGAUGUUCACUCGACUGUGGGAGAAUGGCUUUAUCGAAGAACGAGAGACCGAGCAGGCCUACUGCCCGGCGCAUAACUCUUUCUUGGCCGAUCGCUUCGUGGAGGGUGAAUGCAGUCUGUGUCAUGCAGCUGGGGCCCGUGGAGACCAGUGCGACGCAUGUGGAAAUCUCCUUGACCCCUUAGAACCGACUGAAGAUACCAAAGCAGAAUCCGGGGAGGACAGAAAGGCCACCGGCUGGCUAGUGAAUCCUCACUGCAAACUCGACGGCGCAACCCCAGAACGACGGACAACGAAGCAUCUCUAUCUUAAAUUAGACGCACUGCAACCCGAAGUCAAAUCUUGGCUCGACAAUGCUGGCGAUAUCAAGGACUGGAGCUCCAAUGCCGUGGCUAUCACACAAUCGUGGCUCAACGAUGGGUUAAAGCCGCGGAGUAUCACAAGAGACCUUAAAUGGGGUGUGCCAGUCCCCACAAGCCUCCCCGGGCUAUCAGGAGGCGACUACGAUGGGAAGGUCUUUUAUGUUUGGUUCGAUGCAUGCAUUGGCUAUCCCUCGAUAACUAAAUGCUAUACCGACAGAGACGACACGACGGGCAAGAACUGGGAGCAAUGGUGGAAGAACCCAGAUAAUGUUUCCUUAUACCAAUUCAUGGGCAAGGACAAUGUCCCAUUCCACAGCAUCAUUUUCCCAGCCUCUCAGCUUGGUACUAGGGAAAAGUGGACCCAGGUUCACAAAUUGUCCACCACGGAGUAUCUUAACUACGAAGGUGGCAAAUUCAGCAAAUCAAAGAGCGUUGGCGUAUUCGGAAACAGCGCUAAGGAUACCGGUGUGCCUGUCGACGUGUGGAGAUACUACUUGCUCUCAAGACGUCCAGAGACCAGCGAUUCCGAGUUUAGUUGGCGAGAGUUCGUUGACGCCAACAACAACGAUCUCCUUAAGAAUCUUGGCAACUUCUGCAACCGUGUUGUCAAGUUUGCUCAUGCCAAAUUGAAUGCCGUGGUGCCCGAUUAUACCAAGUACCAGGACUCGGACGGUGGAAUAAAGCAAUUCACGGAGGAAGUCAAUGGAUUGCUCCAAACUUACAUCUCGAACCUCAAUGCCACCAAGCUACGAGCGGGUCUCUCUACAGUCCUCAGUAUCUCGGCUGUAGGCAACAAGCUAUUGCAAGACAAUAAGCUCAGCAACCAGUUGCUCACUGAAGACCCGGAACGAUGUAAUGCCGUCGUCGGCGUUGCGCUCAACCAUCUUCACCUCCUCGCAAAUAUCCUAUUCCCAUACCUACCAGAGACAGCCGAUGCGAUCUUAGGCCAACUCGGCGUUCUAGGCUCUGGUAACGGCCGGUUCUCCAUUCCGGAUACCUGGUCACCCAACACGAUCCCACCUGGACAAGCCCUCGGAGAACCUAAACUGCUGUUCUCCCUUAUCCCCUCCGAAAAGGCCGAUGAGUGGCGUGAAGCUUUUGGUGGAGAGGAGCUGCGAAAGCAGAAGGCCAUUGAGAUGGAGAAGGCUGCGGCUAAGAAAGCCGCGAAGGAGAAGGAGAAGGAACGGAAGAGACUUAAGAAAUUAGGCCUUGCGGCUAGCGGCGACUCAACAAAGGCGCCCACAGAACAACUACAAAAUCUGAACAUCACAGACAGUGCGGGAAGUAAACCACCCCAGGAACCAGCAAAAUAAGGGAUAAGUCAAGUUUCCCGCCAAUUUACAAAUUCAUGGAUAUGAUGUCGUUAGUAGGGCGCUGGUAUAGAGGUUUCUGCAGAGACACCUUCGUUUGAUUUGGGGUGCAGUCAGCGUCUAGAGGAUGCGGAUGAUCUAGACAGCAUCGGAUGGGAUUAGGAUUUAGAAAAUAAAACGACGGAUAUCUUUCUAUUUUCUGAUUCCACAUCGUGUUCUUGACUUGACAUUACCGUUUCUCUCACAGCAUGACAAUUCGAUCUAGUGCUAUUGGAUAUCCGUGGUUCAUACAAUUAUACUAACCUCAUGACAAAGGACAAUGUCAUUAUCAUCGCGUUUGAAUUAUCAAUUGCCUAUAUGCUAUAGCAACAAUUCACCGGAUCAUUGAUCCCAUCAUGCCAGAAGGCCCUGUGGACGCUCGCUUGGCAGCAGCGCUAGUAUACUCCACCGACAAUAGCCAAUCAAGCUUUAGCUUGGACCUGAC